GUCGCUCUCCUGGCCUGGGAGUUCCCAACCUAAAACUCGCACUCCACAGUAAGUCGGUCACGGAGCGUCUGCCGCCGCCGCCGCCUCCUCCCAACCCCAUCUGCCGAUAAUAAUAUAAAAGGGUCGAAAAGAAAGCGCUGCGGUGGGGAAAGCAGGAGAAAACUCAAGUGAAAGAAAAAGGAGAAAAGAGGUCUCUGCUAUCUUCUCCUCUUCUUCUUCAACCUCGUUUCUCGGCCGCCAUGGAUCCCACUCGAGCUUUCGUAAAGGACGUCAAGCGCGUUAUAAUCAAGGUGGGUACUGCUGUUGUCACUAGAACUGAUGGGAGACUGGCUCUGGGAAGACUUGGAGCUCUUUGUGAACAGGUUAAAGAACUAAAUUCUCGAGGCUUUGAAGUUAUUUUGGUCACUUCAGGUGCAGUGGGUGUUGGCCGGCAAAGGCUUAGAUACAGGAGACUGCUUAACAGCAGCUUUGCUGAUCUCCAAAAACCACAAUUAGAACUGGAUGGAAAGGCUUGUGCCGCUGCUGGUCAGAGUGGCCUAAUGGCUCUAUAUGAUGCCUUAUUUAGUCAGCUAGAUGUGGCAUCGUCUCAGCUUCUUGUCACUGAUAGUGAGUUUAAGCAUCCAGAUUUCAGGAUGCAGCUUAUUCAAACUGUGAAUUCAUUGAUAGCUCUUAGAGUUAUUCCUGUUUUCAAUGAAAAUGAUGCCAUCAGCACUAGGAAAGCUCCAUAUGAGGAUUCUUCGGGUAUCUUUUGGGAUAAUGACAGUUUAGCAGCUCUAUUGGCUUUGGAGUUAAAAGCUGAUCUUCUUGUUUUGCUUAGUGAUGUGGAGGGUCUAUAUAGUGCUCCUCCUGGUGAACCUCAUUCAAGGAUAAUACAUACUUACAUAAAAGAAAGGCAUCAGGGCGAGAUUACUUUUGGGGACAAGUCUAGGGUGGGAAGAGGUGGUAUGACUGCUAAAGUGAAGUCUGCAGUUUAUGCUGCGUCUGCAGGCACCCCUGUUGUAAUCAUUAGUGGUUUUGCUACUGAUAGCAUUAUAAAAGUACUUCAAGGGGAGAGAAUUGGUACUCUGUUUCAUCAGGAUGCACAUUUAUGGGCAUUGCCCAAAGAAGUUGGUGCUCAUGAGAUGGCAGUUUCAGCAAGGGAAUGCUCCAGGCGACUUCAGAGUGUGUCAUCAGAAGACCGCAGGAAGAUUUUGUUGGACAUUGCUGAUGCUCUAGAGGCAAAUGAAAAAUCAAUCAGAAUUGAAAAUGAAGCUGAUGUUGCUGCUGCACAGCAGGCUGGAUAUGAGAACUCAUUGAUUUCUAGGUUGACCUUGAAGCCUGGAAAGAUAUCAAGUCUCGCAAAGUCCAUUCGUAUACUUGCAGACAUGGAAGACCCAAUAGGCCAUGUCUUGAAGAGGACAGAGCUUGCAGAUGGACUUGUCUUAGAAAAGACAUCAUGCCCCCUGGGUGUUCUCCUGAUUGUUUUUGAGUCACGACCUGAUGCCUUAGUUCAGAUUGCAUCUUUAGCAAUUAGGAGUGGGAAUGGUCUUCUUCUGAAAGGUGGAAAGGAAGCGAUGAGAUCUAAUGCAAUCUUGCAUAAGGUUAUUACUGGAGCUAUUCCAGAUACUGUAGGUGAGAAGCUUAUUGGGCUUGUUACAUCAAGAGAUGAGAUUCCUGAAUUGCUAAAACUUGAUGAUGUCAUUGAUCUUGUCAUUCCAAGAGGUAGCAAUAAACUUGUUACUCAAAUCAAGGAAUCUACUAAGAUUCCUGUUCUAGGUCAUGCUGAUGGCAUCUGUCAUGUUUAUAUUGACAAAUCAGCUGACAUGGAUAUGGCAAAGCGCAUUGUAUUGGAUGCAAAAAUAGACUAUCCUGCAGCCUGUAAUGCUAUGGAAACACUCCUUAUACAUAAGGAUCUUUUGAAGACCAAAGGGCUAAAUGAUCUAAUAGUACAACUUAGAGGUCAAGAGUUAAAACAUAGACGUGGUGGUCUGGUGUCAUGGAAGUAGAAAUCUUUGUUCGGAUGGGCCUGAGAACCCAGGUAACAUCAUCUUGAUUCUUUAGAAGUACUAAUCAGUUUGAUGUGAGUUAUCUCACCAUUUGGAUUUUGUUCUGUGUCUAUUGAGAGAUACAAAGAGCAAAGAUCUUUACCAAAAAAGAUGUUGUGCAGCAAUACACUCAGAGUUCUGGUAUUUUGUUUCUGAAUUUCUGUGGUUCAGUUAUAGAAUUUGUAAGUUUCUGCAUUACCAUGGUUUAUUUAUAGCAUUUGUCAUGGAAAGAGUUUGAUCCACAAUGCACAAAUUCUUCCAUGUUACACUAUUCCAGAAAGCAUUGGCAUCACCCAAUGAAUGAUUCACUUGGAAACUCAUUAACUAUCUUCUAUUGAUAUCUUGAGGCUCUGAUAUGCCCGGAUAGUUUUUGUUUAUCUGGUACUACUUUGCAGCUGUUUCAUAGGUUUGUUUAAUUAUUUAUCUGAAGUAGGGAUUAGAGUGUUUUAGUUGACAUUUUCCUCCAGAGUUGAAAGGCAUGCUACUGCAGUUUAUUUGUGUGUACUCCAUAAAGAAUAUUCCGAAUAAUUUAGUGUGGUUGAAGAUUUUACCUACUACACAGCAUGAUCUUUCUCUGAUAAAUAAUGCAUUAGCAUGAUCUUCCUCUGAUAAAUAAUCCAUUAUAUCAUAUUAGUAUUUUAGAUGGCUAUCAUCCAGGCCUUUUUCUUUUUUGCUACAAUUUGUGCUAAAACUAUAUAGUUUGUUUCGAGUUUAUGAUUUAGGAGUUGCAUCAAAUGGGAAAAAGGAAAUCUAUGAUCAUGCCACCUCUUCUGGUUAUUGAUUCCAUAGGGAUUUUUGGGAGUGAUAGAUAAAACUGGGGUGACAGAUAAAACUGGAGCACCCAUACAAAAGCAGACUGUAAUCGUCACUUCUUGAGAGAAUUUGCAAUCUACUAAAUUUGUUCUGAUCUGUAUGACGGAACAUCAUGUAAUUGGGCCUUUCUCAUUGGUAAUCCUCUUAGAUGAUGUUUAGGGAUGGACAUCCUUUUUGGACUGAAAGGAAAAUAUUGCUUAAAAGAAAUCAGCACUUGAUGAACAUCUAAGAUAUUCAUCCAUGCUCAAAAACACAGAGUCAUAAAAAUUUCCUUGAACUCAAUUUUUCUGUGGUAAUUCUU
Elaeis guineensis (African oil palm) is the source of this 3138-nucleotide messenger RNA. Its product is annotated as delta-1-pyrroline-5-carboxylate synthase. The record is from RefSeq and is a predicted model, not a curated record. Gene Ontology annotation, molecular function: glutamate-5-semialdehyde dehydrogenase (NADP+) activity; ATP binding; glutamate 5-kinase activity. Gene Ontology annotation, cellular component: cytoplasm. Lineage: Eukaryota; Viridiplantae; Streptophyta; Magnoliopsida; Arecales; Arecaceae.